This is a messenger RNA of Eptesicus fuscus (big brown bat), 1044 nucleotides long. It is a transcript of the gene DAO, whose product is annotated as D-amino acid oxidase. The transcript is spliced from 10 exons. Gene Ontology annotation, molecular function: D-amino-acid oxidase activity; FAD binding. The record is from RefSeq and is a predicted model, not a curated record. The coding region runs from base 1 to 1044 and encodes 347 amino acids. NCBI's taxonomy places the organism in Eukaryota, Metazoa, Chordata, Mammalia, Chiroptera, Vespertilionidae.
AUGCGCGUGGUGGUGAUUGGAGCGGGCGUCAUUGGGCUGUCCACCGCCCUCUGCAUCCACGAGCGCUACCACUCGGUCCUGCAGUCGCUGGACUUGAUGGUCUACGCAGACCGCUUCACCCCGCUCACCAACACCGACGUGGCUGCUGGCCUGUGGCAGCCCUACCUCUCCGACCCCGGCAGCCAACAGGAGGCGCAUUGGAACCGGCAGACCUUCGACUACCUCCUGGGCCACAUCCAUUCUCCCAAUGCUGCGAACAUGGGCCUGGCCCCGAUCUCGGGCUACAACCUCUUCCACGAAGCUGUUCCGGACCCUUCCUGGAAGGACAUAGUUCUGGGAUUUCGGAAGCUGACCCCCAGGGAGCUGGACAUGUUCCCCGAUUACAGCUAUGGCUGGUUCAACACAAGCCUGACUCUGGAGGGGAGGAGGUAUCUGCAGUGGCUGACUGAAAGGUUAACCGAGAGGGGAGUGAGGUUCGUCCAGCAGAAGGUGGAGUCCUUUGAGGAGGUGGCAAGAGGAGGUGCUGAUGUGAUUAUCAACUGCACCGGCGUGUGGGCCGGGGCGCUGCAGCCGGACCCGCUGCUGCAGCCAGGCCGGGGGCAGAUCAUUAAGGUGGAUGCUCCUUGGAUGAAGCACUUCAUCAUCACCCAUGACCUAGACAGAGGCAUCUACAAGUCCCCGUACAUCAUCCCAGGGAUCCAGGCAGUGACUCUUGGAGGCAUCUUCCAGCUGGGGAACUGGAGCGAGGUGAACAACAGUGAAGACCACAACACCAUCUGGGAAGGCUGCUGCAGAUUGGAGCCCACACUGAAGGAUGCCAAAAUUGUUGCUGAAUUGACUGGCUUCCGGCCAGUACGCCCCCAGAUUCGGCUAGAAAGAGAACAGCUUUGCUUCGGAUCUUCAAACACAGAGGUCAUCCACAACUACGGCCAUGGAGGCUACGGGCUCACCAUCCACUGGGGCUGUGCCCUAGAGGCGGCCAAGCUCUUUGGCGAGGUCUUGGAAGAAAGGAAGUUGCUCAGGAUGCCACCAUCUCACCUCUGA